AUGCCGAAAUUACGAGUGGUUAGAGAUUGCUUACUACUCUGUCAUGAUCAAAAUUAUAUUAAUGACGAAGAGUUUCUUUAUCUCUAUGAAAUAAACCAAUCGAAAAAUCCUGAUUUUCCAUACUGGAUUCAUGAUCGCUUCAACUUAGACAAGUUAAACGACAGCGAAUGUGCGGCAGAAUUUCGCUUCCUUAAAAGCGACAUAUAUAAUCUACAAGAAAUAUUGGGUAUUCCAGAUGAAAGAAGGUGUUAUAACAGGCUUGUUGAUGGAAUUGAAGCGCUCUGCAUUCUUUUAGAGCAAUUUGCAUACCCUAUUAGAUAUAGUGAUACCUAG
Molecule: messenger RNA, 333 nt
Organism: Paramuricea clavata
Lineage: Eukaryota; Metazoa; Cnidaria; Anthozoa; Malacalcyonacea; Plexauridae
Source: the annotation of a GenBank genome assembly